AUGCGAACUCAUACACAACGCUCCACACUGGCUGGGUUGGCAUCAUCACUCCUCCUCCUUCUCCCGUCAUUCACAUACGCCAUCAGCCUCGACUGCGCAAACAUUAUUGCUGAUAAAGUAAAAUUCGACCUAAGUCCGCUGGGUGGUGUACACGAGAUCACCGAGUUCCAGGAAAUCGACGAUAUCUCAGUAAACACGACCUAUGUCUUGAAUAUUUGCAAUACGCUCAAAGGAGCUGCGACUCGCGAAGGACAGAAAUGCGGGACGUCGAGAAACAUUUGCGGAUUUGAGCGAACCAUCUAUCUAGACGGCCGAACAGACACCUUAAAAGUCCUCCCCAUCGCAGGCUACGAAAACUCCCUCGGUGGCGGAUCAAAGGAUAUCGAAACAACAUUAUUAAAAUCCAUCGACCCUGCGACAGAAGGAAUCCGCGUUAAGAUAUCCGGAGGCACAAUACCAGAACCAGAGCUGAAAAAGAAGUAUCCCGCAUCAGCCAUAAUUGAUUUUCAAUGUGAUCCGGGUCGCACGGGGUUGGAGGGACUUAAGAAUGAUGAUGAUUUGGAUCAGGCGACGGAUGCGAAGCUUCGUCGUCGUGAUGAUGGGGAGAAAGGUGAUGAUGGUAAUAACAAAGAUGGCGAUGAGAACAAUAAACCCCAAACCCCGAGUUUGACGUUCCAGAGUUUCAGCCUAGAGAACGAAAACUUCAUAUUGCGCCUGGAUUGGAAGACGAAAUACGCCUGUGAAGAUUACAAACGCGAUAAUCCUGGAUCUGGCAGUGGUAAUAGCAGUAGUGGUCAUUGGGGAUUCUUCACAUGGUUGAUUAUAAUCCUCUUCCUCUGCAUCGCAUCUUACCUCAUCUUCGGCUCCUGGCUCAAUUACAACCGCUACGGCGCCCGUGGCUGGGACCUCCUCCCACACUCUGACACGAUUCGUGAUAUUCCCUACAUUUUCAAUGACUGGAUGCGUCGAGUCAUUAAUACCUUACAAGGUUCUGGGGGCUCGAGGGGAGGUUAUGCCGCUGUAUAA
Talaromyces stipitatus ATCC 10500 is the source of this 1026-nucleotide messenger RNA. Its product is annotated as autophagy protein Atg27, putative. The transcript has 3 exons. The record is from RefSeq and is a predicted model, not a curated record. The coding region runs from base 1 to 1026 and encodes 341 amino acids. Lineage: Eukaryota; Fungi; Ascomycota; Eurotiomycetes; Eurotiales; Trichocomaceae.